Coffea arabica (coffee) is the source of this 1839-nucleotide messenger RNA. Lineage: Eukaryota; Viridiplantae; Streptophyta; Magnoliopsida; Gentianales; Rubiaceae. The record is from RefSeq and is a predicted model, not a curated record.
AUGGAGCAAAUGGAGAGGCGUUUCCAACGCAUGCUAGAACCCAUUCAAGAUGAGUUGCUGCAACUCCGAGCGUCUGGAACACCAAAAACCUCUAAGUCCAUGCGAAGGCGAAGGGACGUGGAGGAGUCGUCCGAUGGUUCCAAUAAUGAUGAUGAUGAUGAGGAACCUCGAAUUCGACCAAGGCAAAGGAACCAGACUGGACCUACCGAUGUAUUCAAGGGAAUCAAGAUGCAAAUCCCUGAGUUCAAAGGACGGUCCGAUCCCGAGGCCUUUCUCGAAUGGUUAUCCAAGAUCGAAAUGGUCUUUUCUUGCCAAAACUACACCGAGGUGCAAAAGGUGCAAUUGGCCACCAUGGAAUUCACUGAGUACGCUGUGGUUUGGUGGGACCAAAUCAAGAAGUCUAGAAGGAGGAAUGGGCUACCUGAGCUCAUUCCAUGGCCCGAGCUUCGAGCCAUGAUGCGCACCCGCUUUGUACCUGGACAUUACACUAGGGAUUUGUACCACCGGUUACAAACCUUAGUCCAGGGCAACCGGAGUGUGGAUGAGUACCACAAGGAGAUGGAGAUCCUGAUGCUUAGAGCGGAUGUACAGGAGGAUCCUGAAGCCACCAUGGCGAGAUUCUUGAGCGGGUUACGACCCGAUAUUGCUGAACGAGUGGAACUUCAACAUUAUAUGGAGUUGCAUGAGCUUGUAGACAAGGCUAUUAAGGUCGAGCAAAGGCUCAAGAGGAGGGGUAGAGGCCAUAUUGCUAGUCAAUGUCCCAAUCAAAGGACUAUGAUUAUGAUGCAAAAUGGUGAGAUCGUGAGUGAGGACGAAGCCGAGUACGACGGCAUACCACCUCUUGACGGAGGUAGUGAUGGGGAAUCGCCAAAUGAAGAGGAGUUUAGUGCACCCGAGGGUCAUUUUGGGACUGCAUUGGUUGCAAGGAGAGCAUUAACUGCACGUGUUAAGGAGGAGCUUCAACGGGAGAACAUUUUCUACACCAGGUGCUUCGUCAACCAAGCACUUUGUAGUGUGAUUAUUGAUAGUGGGAGCUGCACAAAUGUUGCUAGUUCACUCAUGGUGGACAACUUGAAGUUGCCUACAAGGGAUCACCCGCGACCCUACAAACUCCAAUGGCUCAACAACUCUGGGGAGGUUCGAGUAACCAAGCAGGUUCUUAUAUCCUUCCAAAUCCAUAAAUAUUCUGAUGAAGUAUUAUGUGAUGUAGUUCCUAUGCAGGCUAGUCACAUUAUACUAGGUAGGCCUUGGCAGUUUGACAGACAGGUGACUUUUGAUGGUGUGACUAAUAAGUAUAGCUUCUUGUACAACAGUAAGAAAGUCACACUAGCUCCCCUUUCCCCCAAACAAGUGCAUGAGGACCAAUUGAAAUUGCAACAAGAGUUUGAGAAGUAUAGUGCAAAAAGGAAAGAAAAUGAGAGAGCCGAGGCAAAAAAGGAGAGGAAAAAGGCUAUAGAUAGCUCGGCAAGUGAGGUAAAAAUCGAGGGAAAACAAAUGCUCCUGAUAAAAGCCAAGAAAGUGAGGAAGUUAAUGAGAGAUGAGCAGCCACUUCUUAUGCUUGUUAGCAAGGAAGUAGCUCUGAAUGUGCAUGAACUUGAUACUGAUAUACCUCUCGAGGACGUCCCAAGUGGAUUGCCACCACUUAGGGGCAUUGAACAUCAAAUUGACUUCAUCCCUGGAGCUUCAUUGCCAAAUCGCCCAGCUUACAAGAGCAACCCGGAGGAGACUAAGGAGUUGCAAAGGCAAGUGGACGAGUUGCUAGGCAAAGGAUGGGCACGUGAGAGUUUAAGCCCGUGUGCUGUUCCAGUCAUUCUGGUGCCCAAGAAAGAUGGUACGUGA